Messenger RNA from Rhipicephalus sanguineus (brown dog tick), 2487 nucleotides. Its product is annotated as gamma-tubulin complex component 5. Gene Ontology annotation, cellular component: gamma-tubulin complex; equatorial microtubule organizing center; centrosome. NCBI's taxonomy places the organism in Eukaryota, Metazoa, Arthropoda, Arachnida, Ixodida, Ixodidae. The record is from RefSeq and is a predicted model, not a curated record. The transcript has a single exon. Gene Ontology annotation, biological process: microtubule nucleation; cytoplasmic microtubule organization; mitotic cell cycle. Gene Ontology annotation, molecular function: microtubule minus-end binding; gamma-tubulin binding. Bases 150 to 2339 code for a protein of 729 amino acids.
UUCACUUGCGCGAUUGUUCUUACGCUCCGUGUAGUAACGGUAGUGAACGGUAGUAACUAGUAACCACGCAAGUUGUUCGCGUUACGGCUACUGCCAAAGACAGCAUGCGAACGUUACAUUUGGAAUCGGCUUCGUAGGGACCGACAACGAUGACACUUGAAGGCAACGUCCUGAAUCCGUACUGGAACUGGUGUCACAACCAUCCUGUCGAGGCUCCUGCGCACACCACUAUUUCUUCGAACUUAGUCAAAGAAUGGGAAAAAUACCUGAACAGCUGCGGCGUUUUAACGCCGCCCGGCGAGCACAGAAUACUGUCCGAGCGGCUCUUGCUUCGCGAGACGCUGUGGAUGCUGCGCGGUACGAAAGAACUGUUCGCGUUUUCCUGGAAUGGAACGGAGUUCGUCGUCAAUGACAAUUUCAAGUUGACGCACCUGACACAAGCAGCAGUGAAGAACUCGCUGGAGGAAGUGUGCCGCUAUGCGUCCUACGUAGCACAUUUGCAGGACUUCAUUUCAGCGACUGCAGGUGUCGGAGAGGAGACUUCUGUGGUGUCGCUUACUUACCAAGCCUUUGCGAACUCUGUUGCGGAGCAACUGGUGCCAUACAACAGACUCCUUGUGGACAUUGAAAAAGUGCUCAUAGAGCAGAAGGAAACAUUUACGCUUAUGAUGCUGUUUAGGGACAUGCAUCCAUAUUUUGAGAGUGUAAGGCAUCUGCAUGACAUUUACAGUAGUGUUCUGCCCAGUGAUUCUACAACCAGCCCCGUGCAAAGCACAGUCAAGCUUCUCAGCGUUCUCGAGCGGGCCUUAGAAAGUGCCACAAUUUUAAACCAACACAGGUCACAAACAGUGAGCUUGUACCUGGAUACAUUGAAACCCUUCAUUGACUUCGUCGAUGAGCUAAGCAGCACUGGAAAGCUUACUGAUCCGUAUCAAGAGUUUCCUAUCAGACGCGCUCGCGACGUUACGUUUGAAGACCCAACGUACUGGAAGUCAUCUCUCUACAUAUGCGAUUCAGAUUACUUGAAUACCAUCAUGGGGCCCCAUUUACUGCCACUCACGUCUGCAGGCAAGUCGAUGGAGCACCUGAUGCAUGCAACACAGAGCAAGAACCCUGUCCAAAGGAGUAUGCCGGGUACACUAUACACAUCCAUUAUCAACAACAUACCUCAUUCUGCAAGCAAAGUUGAAAGCGAGGCAAACCAGGCCGCAACUUUGAGAAAUGUUGCAGAGAUAUUUGAGGAAAUCAAUCAGUGGACUAAGCAGAUUGGUUUCUUUGGCCUGAUUAAUGUGGCCUCCGAGCACAUGUCGAUCAAGAUGGAUAGUGUGACACGCAAUUUGACUUGCACAUUGUAUCAAGUUCAGCAAGCAAUCACAACUGCGGUGACGGAAAGAUGCCGUCAGAACAGUGCCAAGUUCCUCCAUUAUCUCCAAUCCGAGUGCGAGCUUUCCAAACAGAUUGACACUGUUCAUAGUCACUUUCUUAUGUUCGCUGGUGAAAUUAUGCACUUGUUUACCUCUGAGGUGUUCCUGAAGCUUUUGUCAGACACUCCAGAGACGUGGCAGAACUUGUCAUUCUUGAAUUUUGCCCUGCAGGAAGCACUGUCUUGUCACUGCCAACCUGUUCCUUUCUGUAAGAAGUUGAGCAUGAGACUGAAAGGGAGCUUUGCCAAAGUACCGCUGGAUGGUUUUGACAAUGUUGUCCUGCGCUAUGAUGUAGCGUGGCCAAUGUCAAUCGUGUUGACUGAAACCACCCUCGAUUUGUACAACCGGAUCUUCGUCUUCCUUUGCAAGGUGAAAUGUGCCAAGUUUGCUCUCGAAGAACUGCAUUUCCAGGAGCUCCACAAGAGCUAUGUCAAGGAGACAAUGACAAUGAAGCGGGUUGCUCGCUUUCUCCAGUUACUGAGAUUUCAAGUCCUCACUUUUCUCAACUCCUUCCAUGCAUGUCUUAUGCAAGAAGUCCUGCAUAGCAGUAAAUUAGCCUUUGACAAGGAACUAGAGAGUGCCACAGAUCUGGACACUGUCAUCAAGUGCCACGAAGGGUUCGUUGCCAAAGUGUUUCGUCAGUGCCUGCUGAGCGACCAAUUCAGUCAGCUGCGAGAACCGUUGCUCUCUUUUCUAAAGCUUUGCACCAAGUUACAUGUCCUCUGGAAUAGAGGUAUGGAGAAUAUACCUUGGUCUGAGGUCAAAAGCAUCCACGACGGCUUCAUAAGACACCAUGCUGCGUUCAAGAGCACAGCCAUAGCAUAUGUGAGGCGAGGGUAUGAAGACUCGUCGCAGUUAUUAACGUUUGGUCUUGAUACACCCUAUUUAUACGUUCUAACAACCAAGGAUUCCUAAUGUCGUUGGCAUUCGGUGCUUCCAGUAUAAUAAUUGUAAUUUACAUGUUUUGCUGUCUUCCUACAUAUUGUACAAGCAUUUAAUCCUGUGUUUAGUGUAAAUGACCUUCACUUUCCCAUUUGCUAAUAAAGACAUUUGGGAUGUUCCC